UGCAAAAAGAGGGGAGGAUAAUUCCCGACACAGAGCGGAUUUUGAUGGUCAGCCCGGCGUCAGUUCCUAACGUUCGGAAGAGAAAACAAGCGAAGGUGAUGGAGAAGAGGGGACCGAAGAGGAUCCGGUUUUCGGCUAUGGAUUCCUUCGACAUUGAUGUCAUACGUCGGGAAGUAUAUGCGAUGUACGCAGAGACCGAAUGCCCGACCCGUGAUUCCAUACUUGCACGGCUCAAGAAGGAAGGCGAGGAUGGGGAAAAUUUUCAUUUCCCAUAUGGAAGAACGUCUCUCCAACAUAUUUUAUGGCAGGAAUUGGGUUUCAAGGUUAAAAAGUUUGAUCGGAAAGAGAUGGUGAUGUUGAAACCUCAUGUUCAAGCUGCCUUGUACGAUACUCAUGACCUUGUGAGGAAAGGCUGGAGCGACGGGUCAAGGGAAUGCCUCCUCAGCCAUCCCCAAAGUCGAGGGAAGAAAAUUAUCAUUCUCCAUACCGGGUCGGCAGCUGGAUGGCUCCCCAACACUCUACUUUUGUCAUCGUGGAAUAUUACAGAGUCAGGAGCUGAUUGCCACUCGGACAUGAAUUCCUCCCUGUUUGAGAUUUGGGUGAAGAAGAUGCUUCUAGAAAAUCUGCAGGGAGACUGUGUUGUAGUGAUGGAUAAUGCCCCAUACCAUCCUCGGAGGAUAGAUGGGAUACCUACCAAAUCAUCAAGCAGAAGUGACAUCAUGAAAUUCCUUGGAGAACAUGACGUCAUCGUACUUGAGGAUCAGUGGAUGAAGGUGGUUGGAAUCAAGCCAACAAAGGCAAUGCUUCUUGACGGGAAAGGAGAGGCGUACCAGUUGAGUAGAUUAGUGGAGUGA
Messenger RNA from Darwinula stevensoni, 854 nucleotides. The record is from the annotation of a GenBank genome assembly. NCBI's taxonomy places the organism in Eukaryota, Metazoa, Arthropoda, Ostracoda, Podocopida, Darwinulidae.